Molecule: messenger RNA, 2068 nt
Organism: Microstroma glucosiphilum
Lineage: Eukaryota; Fungi; Basidiomycota; Exobasidiomycetes; Microstromatales; Microstromataceae
Product: phosphoglycerate mutase-like protein
Exons: 2
Coding region: 333-1940 (535 amino acids)
Molecular function (GO): acid phosphatase activity
Source: RefSeq, a predicted model, not a curated record
UUGCCUUCUUACUCUCCCCUACCCUACGUCUCACCGUCGAUCAUGAAGCAAGACCACCAACACUGUCUUUCCGCAUGAGCUGAUGACCGUAUCUGCAGCACUGCAGAUCUCACUGAAUGCAUGGAGCUGUCUUCUUGCCACUUGGACCGGCACUCUCUCUGCAUCUUACGUGGUAGAAGUUGCGCACACAGGUGACCACGUGCGCUCGCCGCUCACAUGCAGCGAUCAGCAUUGCUCAAAGUUUGGCUUAAAUAGGCCACAUGGUCGCAGGACUAGCAAAUGACUACGACAAUACGUCCCUGAACUUCGAGUGACCCACUUGCUUGCUCAAAAUGCGGGUCCCUUCGGCCAUAACGUUCCUGCCACUGCUACUAGUGCCAAACGAACAUGCAGCCGCAAAGACGACCCAGAACUCCCAGCUGUCCGUAGGCGGUCCAGACGGCAACGACGUCCUCAACUCGGCCUUACCAGAGGACGUCUUUCACAAUCUGGGACAGUACUCCGCUCGCUACACUGUCGAGGGUCUCCCCGACGAGCUACCGGAGGGAUGCACAGUCACGCUGGUGAACUCGCUAGAGCGGCAUGGAGUGCGAUACAUGACGGCUGGUGCCCUCAAAUCAGCUGAGGCGACGAUAGAGAAAGUGCAAACGGCGCUGGCGAACACAUCUGCCCCUCGUCUUCCGGAAGAAUUGCGCUUCCUUAAGGGGGUGAACAUCUCGAAUCACACUGCUGACCUAGCGCCGAUGGGGGCUCUGCAGGCCUACUACUCAGGCAAGUAUACACGUGAGCGCUACAGCAAGCUCGCAUCUACUGCCGAGGCCUUCAUACGGACUUCAGGCGAUCCGGAUGCGGACCGCGUCAUUGUCACCUCGCAAUUCUGGUCGAUGGGCUAUCAUGGCGAGCCGUUCCCGGAGGGGCCACUAACAGACGGCAGCUCAGUACGCGCUGCGGGUGCCGAGGCUAAAGUGCAGCCCAAUGUGAUUAUAAGCGAGCAAAAUGGGUCGAACAACACUCUGAAUGUUGACACGUGUCCGGCAGACACAGAGUACGGGGACGUAGCAGGAGAAGAUCUCGCAACAAGCACAUAUGGCAAUUCAACUCUGGUACCCACCAUCGGCGCCCGCCUCGGCAGGGCCUUUGGCCAAGCUGGGGUCUCCCUCUCCCUCAGCUCCACGGAUCUAGCCAAUUCGCUCGGCCUUUGCUCCUUUGACACUCUAGCAACCGGCCCCGUCUCUUCGGGCCACCUCAACCUCACGAUCAGCCCCUUUUGCACGCUCUUUACCCCAGAAGAAUUCCAGAUGUACGAGUACUACCUAGAUGUGGGCAAGUACUACGGAUCCGGUUAUGGAGACCCCUACCACGAGGCUCUUGGCGUGAGCUAUCUGCGCGAGCUGCUAGCGAGAUUGACGGGCACCGAAGUGGACCUCGCUUCUCCAACAGGAGCUCUCAAUACGACUCUCGACGCGCAUGGUGCCAAUUCUACCUUCCCCAUCCCUCCUAAGGAUGCAGUUCAGCCGCUCAGCGGCGUCCGCAUCUUCCACGAUGCCUCCCACGACAACAACAUCUCCCCCAUUGUCGCCUCCUUUGGUCUCUUCCGUACUGCGCCCCUCCCGCUGGGAAGACAUGCGGAGCGCUCUCAACGGGCGAAAAACAGGAGCUGGCACUUCUCCCGUAUCGCGCCAUUGCAGGGCAAAGUCGUCUGGGAAAAGGUCAGCUGUCCGGUCAAGAAAACCUCAAAGCGGGAGCACGAAUUCGUCCGCAUCCGCGCCAAUGAGGCCAUUCAGACAUCCGCGGGACAAGCGUGGUGUCCGGGCAAAUUGGCAGGUGAGGAGAUGCAGUACGCACGGUAUGGACUUUGUCCCCUUGAGAAGGUCGUGCGGGGAUUACAGUGGGAUAGGUGCUACGAGCCUGCAGUCACUGGUUUGACACCUCAAAGGUAGGCAGGUACGAGGACCGGGCAAAAGCGGGCGCAUCCACGCCCUAUAGGACAUCGAUCUCGCAUUUUAGAGAGAGAGCAAUGUAUUGUCAUGCUUGGUCCCAAGUCGGGAGCCAUUGAACGGGGUGAAUG